UAAGUACGUACAUGUUUUUUAUCAUUUGUGUUUGUUUAAUUCGUUUUUUCUGGUGUUUUUAAGAAAAUUGGAAUAGUAGUGCAGUGUUGAUCAACUAUUAUCGUCACAAAUUAUUUGAACUGUUUCAGAUAAUACCAAUGGAAGAACGUCCAACUGAUCUAGAAGCAGGUGGGUCUCAUAUAGAAGAUAAAAAUGGUCACUCUAAAAUACUCACUCGGUUGGAGACCGUUCCUGAUAUCAAAAGAGAUACUUCAGGGAUCACUACCCAGUAUAUUGCUACUGGAAUCGUAAAUCUUGGGGCGUUCGCGUCUGGCGUAUGCGUCGCUUGGACUUCAUCAGCAUUGCCUCUUAUGAUCUCUGGACAGUAUGAGACGCAGCCAGCCCGAUCGUCAGAUGUUUUUACGUCAAACAAUGGAACCCACACCAAAAUUAUUCUCACGGAAACGGAAGCCUCAUGGGUGGCGUCUUUGCUGUGUUUGGGAGCACUAUUCGGGGCUGUUCCUUCUGGUCUCAUCUCAGAAUAUUUUGGACGAAAGAAAACAUUACUUUAUCUUGCGCUACCUUUGGUGGUCUCAUGGAUCUUAGUCGCUUCAAGUCCUAACGUCUACGGCUUGUACGUGGGGCGUUUCGUAAGUGGCGUAGCUGUAGGAGCCUUCAGCGUGGCGAUACCACCGUAUAUUGAAGACAUAGCCGAAAAGAAUACUUUACCUGGAUUGGCCAAUUUCUACCACGUACAUUUUGCAUCUGGGGUACUUUUUGGCUAUAUUAUUGGAUUGGUCCAGAGCGCUUCGUGGCUGUCGGUACUAUGCGCUAGUAUACCCAUAUCAUUCUUCAUUGGAUUCAUAUUUCUUCCGGAAUCUCCAGCUUACCUGAUGUCUCAAGGGAAAUUUCCCGAAGCAAAAGCGGCGUUAAAAUACUUCAGAGGCAUAGACAAUGACGUGGAUUCGGAAAUGAAAGAACUAAAGGAAUACGUCAGGAAUUACGGAAGAAAUAAAGUCACAUUUAGGCAGCUUUUCACUACUAGAACUACUAUUAAGCCUUUGAUCGUCUCUUUUGGGUUGAUGAUCUUUCAGCAGAUGAGCGGUAUCUAUCCAAUUCUCUUCUACGCCGAGAAAAUUUUCAAGAACUUCGCUAUAUCGUUAAAUUUACCAAGUGCAGCAAUUAUUCUUGGUUUCUGCUUUGUUACAUCUAUGUACUUCUCAACUAUGUUCUUAAAGAAAUUUAGAAGGCGCGUCUUAUUAUUAAUAUCUUUUACACUAAUGGCACUUAGUUUGGGCACUUUAGCUAUGUUCUACCAUUUAAAAGCUUCGAACCUAUCAGCUCAUAAUACGUGGGUACCUUUGUCCACAUUAUGCAUAUUUGUAUCCAUGUAUGCGGUAGGUGCAGGGCCCAUACCUUGGUUGAUGUUACGUGAGAUAUUUGCACCAAACGUAAGGCGGCGAGCGACAGCUCUUACCGCUGGAUUUCACUGGUUUUUUGCCUUCGGAGUUACGAAGUUAUACCAAAAUUUAAUACACUUGGUGAGUCCAGGGUGGACGUUAUGGCAUUUUGCUGUAACUAGCCUGAUUGGAACCAUUUUUGUAUACUUCUUUGUACCUGAGACUAAGGGAAGAACGUUGGAAGAAAUACAUAAUGAGUUCGACGGUAUUCAUAAAAGGAAAAGGCAUAGGCAUGUUAUUGAAGUCGAGACUGUUUCAGUGCAUUGAUUUAUUUCUUUAACGGAAUGUAGAACUCAAAAUAUUGCUUUUUUGUAUCUGGUAUGGAUUUAACAUUCUAAUAUCUAUAAUGAUAAAAGUAUAGUUUCACACCUAGAGCAUUUUGUAGUUGUAGUGUUUAUUUGAUUUUUCAUUAUGAUGGCGGCUUUGUGGUCCUUUAAAAGUCCGUUAAAAAAUCUUUUAACACUAACUAUGACUUUAUUCAAAAUAUUUAAUUGCGAAGGCGUUUUUUUAAAUUCGAGUAAUCUUUAUCUAAUUGGUAAGGAGCUUGGCAAAAUUUGCCCUUGUCAUAUAUUUGUAGAUUGAUCCAAUGACUUAGGAUAGUCUUAAAACAACUCCGCAUAUAAUUACUAUUAGCACUUCGGGCAAGGAUCAUAAAUUUGCGCGCGUAAUAUCGCAUAGAAAAAAAACUAAAGUGACAAAAUGACUUUAAUGGCAUUAUGUUCUGUUGAGUUGUCAUUUGAGCCAGCGUAUCGUUAGAAACUAUGAAUUUUUAUGACAUACACAAGAUCCAUUAGGCUUUUUGAUGAUAUUUUUUGUAAUUUACGCCAUACAUUUUUAAGACUAAAACUAGAGAAUAAGAUUUAAACCUAGUUAAUAUUUAUUUUUAUUAAAAGACUCACGGCGAUAUUUAUUUUUACUUCUCGUAAAUUAUUUUAUAUAUUUUUAGUUAAGUUUGGAGUAGCAUCAGUAUUUGUUAAAAAAGUUACUACUUAAUUAGCUAUAUUAUUAUUAUAUUAAGGGAAAUUUGUAGCGAAAUAUUGUCUAUAUGCCUUAUAAGUUAUAUAUUUAUUUUAAUACAUGAUUUGUAAAUAAU
Messenger RNA from Pieris brassicae (large cabbage white), 2532 nucleotides. It is a transcript of the gene st4, whose product is annotated as facilitated trehalose transporter Tret1-like. NCBI's taxonomy places the organism in Eukaryota, Metazoa, Arthropoda, Insecta, Lepidoptera, Pieridae. Gene Ontology annotation, molecular function: sugar transmembrane transporter activity. The record is from RefSeq and is a predicted model, not a curated record. The transcript is spliced from 7 exons. Gene Ontology annotation, biological process: transmembrane transport; carbohydrate transport. Gene Ontology annotation, cellular component: membrane. The coding region runs from base 138 to 1706 and encodes 522 amino acids.